Messenger RNA from Mytilinidion resinicola, 1377 nucleotides. RefSeq lists its product as uncharacterized. The record is from RefSeq and is a predicted model, not a curated record. The coding region runs from base 1 to 1377 and encodes 458 amino acids. The transcript has 3 exons. Gene Ontology annotation, molecular function: transcription coregulator activity. Gene Ontology annotation, cellular component: cytoplasm; SBF transcription complex. Lineage: Eukaryota; Fungi; Ascomycota; Dothideomycetes; Mytilinidiales; Mytilinidiaceae.
AUGAGUCCCGCACGCCCAACACGUCUGCCAGACGCCAUCAAUCCCCAGCAUGCGUCCGCCAUUCCGACAACCACGCGACGCGAUGUCGUGCCGAACUCCCAGGAGUCGUUCGUCUCUGUUGCCUCGAGCGGCUUUGCUGCUGGCCCACGGUUACUGUCGUCCUGGAGCAAUAUCUCAAACUCCACCAGCGCCGAAACCGAACUCACCUCUCCAACAUCUUCAAACGCGCCCUCCAGUCAGUCCCAGGGAUUCGAUUCCAGCCAGUCCGUGGCCGCCUCGCCGCCUCGACCGCGUGCGCAGCAGCAGUCACGUCCGAUCGCCCCGCCACUAAAUACCGAUUUGCGCGAGAACAGCACUGGGAGUGGCAGUGCGACAGCGACAAGCCCAAUGUCCAUCGAUACUCCUUUCUUGGCACCAGCGUCGAAGAGAACCGCCAGUGGAACAGUCAAGUCGGCCGGAUCGAGCAGCACCGUGGAGAGUCCCAUGCGCGCUCCAGUGCGCGGCGGGCACUCGAGAAAUACAAGCACUGAUUCCAAUGUGAGCAGGAUUGGCGAAUUAUCCGCCCAACUCAAGACUCGUUUGUCUUAUGCCAUGGUGAAGGUGCAGAAUGGAUGGGAGAAACGUACGAUUGAUGAGCUCGAGGAACUUCCUUCGCAACGAGGCUCACCUAUUGGGCUAUCGGGAAGGCGAUCACUUGAUUCCCCUAGGUUUGCAGAGCGUCGUCGAAGACCGAGCGGUGUUUCCGAGACGUUAGAUCAGUACAUGGCCUCGCCUAGCCAGGCUAGUCCUAAUGGAAUCUCACGAUCCCUCAACGGGACGCCACCUUCUAGUUGGCGGCCGGGAUCUUCCCAACCUCUUCCACAAACACGUCUAAUGUAUACGGAGGGGAACGCUUCUAACGCACCCGCCUUAGCACCAGCAGCAGACAUUGUUUCUCGCCGUAAUCGUCGUUCUAAUUCUACUCAUGUGCCACCAAUGCUCUCUACCCAGCGGAAAUACUACAGCGAUGUUGGUGCGCCAAGCACCCCGACCACGAUCCCUCGAGCAGGGAUCCUCCGUAUGCCUAGUCAACAGGCCGAAAAAGACGCGGUGGACACCCUACUCUUCAUGAGCAGUCCGAACAACUCCAAUCGCCUUGCUCACACAAGUGCUGACGCGCAGCCGAGUCCUCUCAGGAGUGAAUUCUCGGCCGCGAAACGUGUCGUUUUCGAGAAUCGCAAUGGGAGCAGCAGCAGCGAGCCGGACGACGUGAGGGCUAUGGCCAACGGAUCUCACGACGCGAUCCAAAAGAUGCGAUUCGACGCGGGCUACUCUCACAGCUCGCAUUUAGGGGAGAGCGAUGAUGAGAUACCAUUACAGGCACCGAAUAAGCGGUAA